GGUCUCCAUCUCUCAUCUAUGGACGAUCACAAACACACACAAGGCCACAGCCCAGCGCCUGCCUCAGCUGUGUCCUCUACCUCCCAGUGGUGGCCACCAUGAGGGACCUGCGAAAGAAGGGGACACUGGAAGCAGCAGCCGGGGAGACCCUGGGGCAGACUCUGACCGUGGUUCAACUGGACGUAUGCAGUGAUGAGUCAGUAACACAGUGUCUCAGCUGCAUCCAGGGCGAAGUGGACGUGCUGGUGAAUAAUGCCGGCAUGGGCCUGGUCGGGCCCCUGGAGGGGCUCAGUAUAGCUACCAUGCAGAAUGUCUUUGACACCAACUUUUUUGGAGCCAUCCGUCUGGUCAAAGCUGUGCUUCCAAGCAUGAAGAGGAGGAGGCAGGGCCACAUCGUGGUGGUCAGCAGUGUCAUGGGACUGCAGGGUGUCAUGUUCAACGAUGUCUACGCGGCCUCCAAGUUCGCCAUAGAGGGGUUCUUCGAGAGUCUGGCUAUCCAGCUGCUCCAGUUCAACGUCUUCAUCUCCCUAGUGGAGCCAGGCCCAGUGGUCACUGACUUUGAAGGGAAGCUCUUGGCACAAGUGGCGGAAGCCGAGUUCCCGGGCACCGACCCCGAGACCCUGAGCUACUUCCGGGACCUCUACCUCCCGGCCUCCAGGGAGCUCUUCCGCUCGGUGGGGCAGAGCCCACAGGAGGUGGCGCAGGCCAUCGUCAAGGUCAUCGGCUCCACCCGGCCACCCCUGCGCAGACAGACCAACGCCCGCUACAGCCCGCUGACCGCGCUCAAGGCCGCCAACCCCUCCGGCCACCUUUACGUGCGAGCCACCCACGGCCUCCUCUUCCGCUGGCCGCGCCUGCUCUACCUCAGCCUGCGAUUCCUGGCCUGCGGCUGCCUUCCCACCCGGGUGAGGCCCCGAUGAGCAAGCCAGACAGGAGCCUCCCCACCCCCGAACUGCUCAAUGGUCCAGACAGAUCUGCAUUCAUUCAUUCCUUUACGCAUUCAUUUAUGCAACAAACUGCCUUGCCAGGUCUGACACCCACUCCUCCCUCCCCCCAGAAAGGCCACAGCUUCCAGGCACAGACUUCUCUGUGGUUAGUUAGGUCUAGAGAGUGAGACCCGGUCACCCUGGGCUGAGAGGGGCCAAGAGCAGAAAGCCAGGGCUAUGUUUGGGAAAGCAAGGGAGGCUUCCUGGAGGAGGAGGCAUUGUCAUGGACCUUGAAAGAUGAGAAGACUCUGCCUUCUUCAAUCUCAUCGCCAUGAGGCUUCAUUAUCCUGGGCCUGGGAUUACAAGAAUAUUCCAGAACCAACACCCCAAACCCCCUACUCAAAGACACUCAAGCUAGGUCAUAUGGGGGUGGGGAGGUGUGGAAAAGAGGGUCUUAACUUUCCUGGUCACACACCCCGUAAGUAAAUUGCAAACCCUCCAGCAAUGUAUGAAUUUAUUUUUCCA
This is a messenger RNA of Tupaia belangeri chinensis (Chinese tree shrew), 1451 nucleotides long. It is a transcript of the gene RDH8, whose product is annotated as retinol dehydrogenase 8. The transcript has 5 exons. Gene Ontology annotation, molecular function: all-trans-retinol dehydrogenase (NAD+) activity. The record is from RefSeq and is a predicted model, not a curated record. Bases 99 to 920 code for a protein of 273 amino acids. Gene Ontology annotation, cellular component: cytosol. NCBI's taxonomy places the organism in Eukaryota, Metazoa, Chordata, Mammalia, Scandentia, Tupaiidae. Gene Ontology annotation, biological process: retinol metabolic process.